AUGUUCCUUGAACUCCUGUCUUGUAUCGGGCUCACCACAGUUCUGAUGUGUCUCCUGGUCAGGCUGGUGACAAUAUUGCAGGGUUCCAACAAGACAAACCCACACCCCUUGCCACCGAGCCCCGGGAUAGCCCUACCCAUCCUCGGCCACUUGUACCUGCUGGAGACGAACCCGCGACGCCAGUUCACGCUAUGGGGUCAAAGACACGGACCAUUACUCAGCCUGUACCUAGGAAACCGCUUGGCUGUAGUUCUGUAUGGCUUUGAUACCAUCAAAGAAGCGUUCGUGAAACAUGCAGACAUUUUCUCCGACAGGCCAAAGACAUUUGUGAUGCAGGCUCUGGGAAAAGAUAAAGGUUUUGUUACAUCCGGGCCAUCCUGGAGAGCUCAGAGAAAAGUCACGAUAUCAAUCCUGCAGGAGCUGGGCCUGGGCACGUCUGUCAUGGAGGAGAAAGUCCAGGAGGAGAUCUCCCGUUUUCUGGAUAAUAUCGACACAUUUCACGGACAGGCUUUCAACCCCAGACAGUUGACCAUGCACAGCGUCUCUAACAUCAUCUGUGCUUUGGUUUUUGGAAGUGGGUUUAGACACGACGACCCAGAGAUUGCCCGAUACACUAGUUUAUUCGGAGACCAAUUGUCCUUGUUGGAAGGCACCGUGAUCCUCAACUUUCUGCCGAUCCUCCGGAUGCUGCCUGGGGACUUGUUUGGACUCCAGAAGACUCUGAGAAUAGCUGCUCAGAUCGAGAAUGCGUUGAUUAAGAAGCAGCUGGAACUACGUAAGAAAGACAUAGAGGCUGAAGACAUCAAAGACGUGCCAGAUUUCUUAACAGGUUACAUUCGUGAAAUCCGAGCUCAUAAAGCAGCAGACGUGAAUACCUCACCCAUCAAUGAGGAGAACCUGGUUGCCGUGGUAGCAAACCUGUUUGCUGCCGGUACGGAGACGACUUCCACCACAAUUUGCUGGGCUCUGCUCUAUCUGGUGCGUCAUCCCGAGGUUACAGAUCGCUGUUUCCAGGAGAUGGUUGAGCACGUCGGGCUGGACCGUCGGCCAACUUACAAAGACAGGCAACAGCUCAAAUAUAUGGAGGCAACAGUGAUGGAAGUUCAGAGAAUAUCGAGCAUUACUCCUUUCAGCCUCCACCAUACAGCCUCCAGAGACAUCGUCUUCAGGGAUUACCUCAUCCCGAAAGGCACUAUCAUCAUGCCUAGUCUAGACUCUAUCCUCUUGUCAUCUGAGAUAUGGGGAGACCCUCUCAAUUUUAGACCUGGCAGAUUUCUUGACGCCACAGGCCAAAGUUUAGUUAAACGUGAGGAGUUUGUGCCGUUUUGCAUAGGACGACGAUCAUGUCUCGGGGAGGCUUUAGCAAAGAUGGAGCUCUUUCUUUUUCUGUCAACCAUGAUUCAGAAGUAUCACUUCAGACUUCCAGAAGGUGCACCUUUGCCGACACUUGAGGACAGAUUUGGGUUGUCCUGCACGCCUCUUCCAUACAAGCUAUGUUUUAUUCCCAGAGCACAUAUAUAG
Candidula unifasciata is the source of this 1521-nucleotide messenger RNA. The record is from the annotation of a GenBank genome assembly. Lineage: Eukaryota; Metazoa; Mollusca; Gastropoda; Stylommatophora; Geomitridae.